Synchiropus splendidus (mandarinfish) is the source of this 4344-nucleotide messenger RNA. It is a transcript of the gene nr5a2, whose product is annotated as nuclear receptor subfamily 5, group A, member 2. Gene Ontology annotation, biological process: hormone-mediated signaling pathway; regulation of transcription by RNA polymerase II; tissue development. The coding region runs from base 1310 to 2785 and encodes 491 amino acids. Gene Ontology annotation, cellular component: RNA polymerase II transcription regulator complex. The transcript has 7 exons. Lineage: Eukaryota; Metazoa; Chordata; Actinopteri; Syngnathiformes; Callionymidae. Gene Ontology annotation, molecular function: RNA polymerase II cis-regulatory region sequence-specific DNA binding; zinc ion binding; nuclear receptor activity. The record is from RefSeq and is a predicted model, not a curated record.
CAAAAUCUUUUAUCCAGAAAACCAUGUUUUAUUGUUGGAGUCACUGCGUCAAAGUUUAUUUGUGUCAUCCAUGUAGUUGGGAGAAUGCGCUGCCUUUAAAGACGACUCGAAAUAAUUUUGACAACAUUUCUGAGGUAUGACCCAAUAUAAAGUACGUGUUAAAUAUGUUUUCCAAUGUAACCAGUUGUUAUUUGACUUCUGAUCCGAAUUCAAAUUGGUUUAUUUUUUAUGUUAAUCGUGCGAUGAAUCCACAAUCUGAUAUGCUCAUAAUAAAUAGCUGAUUUUAGGCUAAUCAUUUUGGGUGAGAGUGAAAAAGUGAAAAAUGUUUGCUUGUCUAUUCUGACGUUAAUAUUAUUAAUGCGUGGCGUAACUCAGAUGCCAGAAUGAGCGUUUAUUUCCCCCUCGUCUUUCCGCAACAACGUAAUAUGACAAUCAAUUAGGGCGCACUCCUAAGUUUAUGAUCCACUGAUAACACACUCUGACGCGCACGCGCGCACACGCAACAAUCUCUGCCUAAAUCUUGUACAACAACAUCUAAAUCAAGUCAGAUCGACCGCAACUCCUAAUUGGUUGCAAACAAUAUUGCCGUUUUAAAAAUGAACGAAGCCAAAACGCGGGAAAAAAACAAAACAUCUGCGCAAUACUCAUAUUACACCUGCAGACAAAAUUAAGGGCAAAAACAAUAAAAACGCGGCCUCGCAUCUGAAACGAAAGUUUGGAUGGUAUAUAUUCAAAUAUAUAAAUAAAUAUUGAGACAAAAAAAAUACGGAAAAUCUGCUUGUUCAUGAAUUGUUUUUCGCUUUUACACGCAGAUUGUAUUAGGAUGACACUCAAAACCCCGCAAUCGUUGGAACUUGUUGCGUCACUCCUGAGCCGCGCUGCGAAGAUUCAGUGAAUUAAACGCUGUCAAAAAUAAAACAAAAAUAAAUACGAAAAAUGAUUUUAAAUGAACGGCCGUAUUUAAAGAAAGGGAUUUAUUCACCUCGGUCAUCGUUCUGACUCGUACCUGACAGGUCAUCUGUUGGGAUCAAAAACCCAUCGUCUUUCACGCUUUUUAGAUGAAAACGCCGGAUAAAUGGCGGCGCUGCUAAUGUUGUUAAGGUUAAUUUUAUCAACAAUUUAUUGAAUAAGAAUUUUUAUAUCUCGCGCUUAAUAGCUUGAAUUGUAGGUAGCUGCCAAAAUUGACCCAAACAAAUACUUUUCACCGGCAAAAAGGCCUGAAGAAACCUGCAGCGUUGACGCCAGGUAGAGCUUUAAAAACGUUUUUUUUUCUCUUGUAGCCUGAAGAUGAAAAGCACACCAGUUGAAAAUGAUGGACUACACUUAUGACGAAGACUUGGACGAGAUGUGCCCCGUGUGUGGAGACAAAGUUUCUGGCUAUCACUAUGGACUUUUGACUUGUGAGAGCUGCAAGGGUUUCUUCAAACGCACCGUCCAGAACAAUAAGCGCUACACAUGUAUAGAGAACCAGAGUUGCCAGAUUGACAAGACCCAGAGGAAGCGCUGCCCGUACUGCCGCUUCCAAAAGUGCCUGACUGUUGGCAUGAAGCUUGAAGCUGUUCGAGCCGAUCGCAUGAGAGGUGGACGGAACAAGUUUGGACCAAUGUAUAAACGCGAUCGGGCUCUCAAACAACAAAAGAAGGCGCUGAUCCGAGCCAAUGGCCUGAAAAUCGAGGCCAUGAGCCAAGUGAUGCAAGCUGUGCCCACCGACCUCACCAUCUCCUCAGCCAUUCAAAACAUCCACUCUGCUGCCUCGAAAGGCCUACCGCUGAGCCACCAUCCAGGCCACCACACUGGACACCAUCACCACCACCACCAUCACCAUCACGCCACUGCCCUGCCCCCUACAGACUAUGACCGCAGCCCCUUUGUCACUUCACCUGUUAGCAUGGCAAUGCCGCCACACGCCGGGAGCCUGCAGGGCUACCAGACGGCGUACGGACAUUUUCAAGGAACACGCACCAUCAAGUCAGAGUAUCCCGACCCGUACACUAGUUCCCCAGAAUCCAUCAUGGGCUACGCUUACGUCGACGCAUACCAGUCCGGCUCACCACCGAGCUUCCCCCACCUGAUCGUAGAGUUGCUCAAGUGUGAACCGGACGAACCGCAGGUCCAGGCCAAGAUCCUGGCAUACUUGCAGCAGGAGCAGGCCAGCCGGGGCAAGCACGAAAAACUCAACACCUUUGGCCUCAUGUGCAAAAUGGCUGACCAGACACUUUUCUCCAUCGUUGAGUGGGCACGCAGUAGCAUCUUUUUCCGAGAGCUGAAGGUCGAUGACCAGAUGAAGCUGCUGCAGAACUGCUGGAGUGAGCUCCUCAUUCUUGACCAUGUCUUCAGACAGGUUGUGCACGCUAAGGAAGGCUCCAUCUUAUUGGUCACUGGCCAGCAGGUGGACUUUGCCGUGAUUGCAUCGCAAGCAGGGGCGACGCUGAACAACCUGUUGAGUCAUGCUCAGGAACUGGUGGCUAAACUUCGCUCCCUACAACUGGACCAGCGAGAGUUUGUCUGCCUCAAGUUUCUGGUCCUCUUCAGCUUAGAUGUGAAGAACCUGGAGAACUUCCACCUGGUGGAGAGCGUGCAGGAGCAGGUCAACGCCGCGCUGCUGGACUACGUCAUGUGCAACUACCCGCAGCAAACGGACAAGUUUGGUCAGCUGCUCCUGCGGCUGCCCGAGAUCCGGGCCAUCAGUCUGCAGGCCGAGGAGUACCUGUACUACAAACACCUGAACGGAGACGUCCCCUGCAACAACCUGCUCAUCGAGAUGCUGCACGCCAAGAGAGCUUAAGAAGGAGACCAGAGAGGAAGUCUUCACUGAGGAGAGGUGACCCUUGGAACCGUGAGAGACUCUCCACAGAGCGUGUCGACGGUCCGCCUUCUCACUGAAAGAAAAAAAAAAGAAAAAAACUUGUCAGUUCUCUGAAGGCAGGAGGAGAAUGAACUUCAAAAAAGAAAAGGUCUCAGAAGACCUUGGAUGAACAAACAACUUUAUCUGGUGACGGUCGUCCCCUCCUCAUCCCUCCUUUUCUUCCUUUUUAACAACGUACCUCAGAAGAAGAAACAGUGUUCACGUCUCCGCCCCACUCAUCCUAUUUACAAUCGCUUCACUCUGAUCGACGUGGAAGACCAAAGCUGCAGAGACAGACACGAAAAAAGAAGUUAAAAAAAAAGAAACUUUAUAAUCAGUGUUAUCAUUUCAAAAAAAAAGAAGAAAAAAAAAGAUUUGUGAUGUCACAGUUUCGUGAGUCUCGCCUUAUUUCAUUUCCACGCUAGCUAACCGUGCAGAUGUGAAUGAAAAUAUGUACAAAUAUAUAAAUAUAUAUAAAGUAUUCAUGGUGUAAAUUUUCUAAAAAGAAUAAUUCAGCAGGUGUUUACAUUCACGUAGGAGGCGACGGUUUCCUCCACGAAAGAAAAGAAAAAGGCUGUUUGGCUCUCGGACGUGUGUACAGUGUUUGUUUGACGCUCCAAGGAUGUCGUGAGACACUAAAAUCAAGAAUCACCACGUCCCCGCUCUCCUGGUGUUGCUGUUUCAUCUCCGCCUGUUUUGUAAAGAUGUUUUUUCAUGAUUAAUAUUAUUGUUAUUAUUUACAGUGGAUGUACAGUUUGUCACUGGUCGAGCUGAAUGAAGAUAAUUUAUUGCGUUAUUGGGUUUCCAUCUAUGUUACAUGACGUGAGGUGUACGCGCCACAAUAAAUUUGUUUACUGUUGCCUUUCGUCUGGGAUGUUCUUGCUGCUCACACUCACUCAGAAACACUUGUUUGGAGAAAAAAGAACACUUCAGACGACAAAAGUUAUUUACCUGAAACAAAAAGGAACGACAAAAAAGUAAAAAAUAAAUAAAUAAAUAAAAAGUCAAUUGUCACUUGAUGACAAAAAAUGAAACUACACAUUUCUGUUUUUUUAAUUUAUCAUUUCAUCUUGAAUGACAGAAAAAAAAUCAUAUUCAUUCAUUCAAUAUCCAAAUCUAAUUUAUAAUUCUUUAAAUUAAAUUAUUUUUUUUCUCCACAUUCUGUUAGUGACCACCAGGACACACACAUUUUUAUCACCAGAUUUUAAUGGUAAAAUAUAUUUAAAACACCUUCCUUCAAAUCCACUUCACCCCGUUUAAUGAAAAAAAAAGAAAAAAACGUAAGUGGACAAAACAAUAUUUAAACAGCCAAUUUGUUUGGUAGGGAUCGUUGCAACAGGUGUUAUUAGUCAGAGGGAAAAAAAAAGUUCAGAAAGUGAACACUGCCAUUUCAAAGAACAGGUUUUAGCUGAGGGACAAAUGGAAUUUCCAGCACAUUGUGAAAUUCAAAAAUAGCACGGGAAGAAAAAAAAUAGAAAUAAAUGUGCAAUACAUUUAUA